Ostrinia furnacalis (Asian corn borer) is the source of this 1446-nucleotide messenger RNA. RefSeq lists its product as uncharacterized. The record is from RefSeq and is a predicted model, not a curated record. The transcript is spliced from 2 exons. NCBI's taxonomy places the organism in Eukaryota, Metazoa, Arthropoda, Insecta, Lepidoptera, Crambidae. The coding region runs from base 117 to 1091 and encodes 324 amino acids.
CUGUUGGUUUUCCUGUUCCGAUGCAAAUGACACAUUUCAAAGGAUGGGCAUUUACUUCGUGAAUAUUUUGUGCGUUGAGUAGUCGAGUCUAAAGCAAUUUUUAAGUCUCAGUGACAAUGAAAUUGUUAUUCUUAUAUGUUUUUGCUAUGUGUUUCGUGGGAAGUUGGUGUGAUGAUUUUAUAAAAGAAUAUUGUUUUCAUGAUAAUAUUCCUAUUCGUUUUAAUAGAUGGGAGGAAUGUUGCCAUCUUUUCUUUCUAAAAACUUCUGAAACUUCCGAACCGAUGGAAUCUUCGAAAACUCCAUCAUGUCCGGAACAUCAAGUAACUUCCUAUGUGACGUCCUACAUCCUCGGAUUUAUAAUAUUGAUACUGGUAAUCAUCAUAAUAAUUCUGGCAGUGAUGUUGUAUAGGAAUAGAAAGAAAGAUCAUAAGAUUUUCUCUCCUUCAAAUCAACCGCAACCUGCCACAGAUAUAUCAGACUUAAACAGGUGCUUAAAAACACAAGCAUCCCAUGAAAUGACCAUACUAAAAAUGGAUUCAAUACCAGAUGUACCAGUAAACCAAGCACAAGAAGAAUACAUAGAGAACGUUGAAGACAAAUUAACUACAUCAACAAACAGUAAUCUAAAAAGAAUAACAGCAAAUAGGCACACAGGCUUAGGCAAAGACUUCAAGGUGUACAGGUCAGUUAAGAGAGCUACGGAUCAACAAAUGAUUUUAAAAGAUCAAAUGAAGAAAAUAUGCGAUGAUGCACUAGCCAGAGCCCACAUUAACGGUAUGUCUGCUAGCCUGAAAGAUUUAAAUAGUUUGCUCGAAUUAAAUUAUAACAUAACCAGCCCAGAACAUAGGGUUUCUAAAUCUAGAGAGAAGUCAGCCUCAUAUAAUGAACUUGAUGUAUACGAUAAUACUCCUUCAAAUAUUCCUGUCACAGAAAUGGCCGGAGAAGCUGUAUAUGAUUGCUUGCCAUCUUCUUAUACGAAAAAUAAUAUUGUAGUAGAAGACUUUGAUACGAAAUAUCUUUUGACAAUAUCAAAAGAAAAUCUUACGGAACCGGAGUAUAUCAACGCUCAGUAUAGAUACAAUAAAUUUUGAGAUUAGACUUUACCUUUGACGAUAACAUAUUAAUAAACAUAAAUCAUUUAUUAUUUUAUUUAAUGUACAUAUUUCUAAUCUAGCAAAUUUAUAAAUAAAUAACGCGCCUGGAGUUACGUAAAUGUAUGGAUUUUCCUGGACAUAACUCUAUAACUUAUAUCAUAGAGGAUAAAUGUUAGUGGUAGCGAAUUGUAUACAACGCCAUUAUUAAGGAAUUACUUGUUUUUCAUAAAAUAAUGUUGUUCUCGAUCAUCAAUCGAAACAAAUGUUGUUCUAGUUUUAAUUUCAGUUUCAUUUGUAAAUAAAUAAUUCAAUUGAGCGAUAAGAAUGUAGGUAUAAUUAUUGUAAUAUAGUU